AUGGCAGCUCUGGUGACAGCACGGGAGUCAUUCCUUUUUCUCUUUCUGCAGGUGCACAAUUUAGAUCCAAACACAUGGAAGAGUGUUGAAGUUGUUCAUAUUGACAUUGCAGAUAGGACUCAAGUAGAACCAGGAGACUACAAAGCUGAUGAAGACCCUGCAUUAUUUCAGUCGGUUAAGACGAAGAGAGGACCUCUGGGGCCAAACUGGAAGAAAGAGCUAGCAACUGAUGAAGAGUGUCCUAAAAUGUGCGCUUACAAGUUGGUGACUAUCAAAUUUAAAUGGUGGGGACUGCAGAACAAAGUUGAAAACUUUAUACAGAAGCAAGAAAAAAGGAUAUUUACCAACUUUCACCGCCAGUUGUUCUGUUGGAUUGACAAGUGGAUUGAUCUGACUAUGGAAGACAUUAGGAGAAUGGAGGAUGAAACCCAAAAGGAGCUGGAAGCGAUGCGUAAGAAGGGUUCCGUUCGAGGCACUUUGGCUGCUGACGCCUAGAGGAGUUCUCUGUAGGUUCUGAGGCAAAUCAAGCUGUCUACGUUAUCAAGGCCAAGUCAGAGGAACAAGUGCUGCCAAUGAUGAAUGAUGAUGGAUUUAACCGUCACAUGCAGUGUCGAUAUACCAAUGUGUGUGUGGAUGCAUGAUUAUUUGUAUAUAAUUAUAUAUACGCACAUGCAUACAGAAGGGGUUGUUACAGUGUCUCCAGGGUACUCUACCUGUCCUCAGCAACGAUUCAAAGGAAACUGCUUUCAUUCUGUAAACCUGAAGCAAAUAAAAAAAAAAUCAACUGAGUAGUGUCAUUUAAAGGACGAAUUAACUGCAGAAUUAUCCUAACUGGUAUGUUUCAUGAAUGUCAAUACUGGACCAAUGUAUUCCCUCCUUGGUUUCUUUCCCCCCGCCCCUGUCUCGAGUCACUCUGCUCUAACUUGCCCAUAUCUCACUGUAAAGAAACGGAUUCCAAUAAGUUCAUUUCAGUUUUGUGUCUUCCCUAUGUGAUUAUUUUUGGAAUAGGAACAAUGAAUGUAUUUAUAGCUAUUUAUUUCUGGAUUGUCAUUAUCCUAUAGUCAAAUCAGCACACACAAAAAAAUUUCUAUUAGUGAAAUUGGAAGAUUUUUACUGUUGAGUAAGUUUAACCCAAACUUUACCCAUUCACUGAUUUAAAAGGAAAAAAAAACAUGUUUUACUGGACUUUUGUACAUUGAAAUGCUAAUGGUUUUUCUUCAUUAAAAUUGGCAAGAUUAAGGAAAAAUGGCUUGUGAUUUAUAAAAGUAAUUACAACUUGAAAUUUUCCAGAAGCUGAUUUUUUUAGACAAAGUUACUGACAAUACUUGUAGAAUAUUUGGAGUGUAUCUCAGGCCGGGCAGUGGGAGUGAAGCGGGGGGGGACAGCCCUUCCCCAAAGUAAUUCUUCUGUUGAUGAAAUGGCAAUUUUUCCAGAGUUUGGCUUUGGAAGCUAUGCAAACGGUCUUGAUGUCACACCCGUUACGCAAUGGAAUAUAAUGGUGAUUUUUUUUUAGCUCUUUUCAUGUUGAAAAUACACUUUAAAAAAAGAUGUAUACUUUCAGAUAUGAUGAAAGUUUAAAUUGUAGCAUCUGAAACGUAUUUCUCUUGAUAUUUGUUAGGAGUAGACACGUAAAAGUAAAGAUGGUGUAAUAAAGACCUCCUGUAGAUAACUCUAAAAUAGGGAAAAUGUCUUCAGCAUUUUUAAAGGAAAUAUUCAGAGCAUAUCAUAGGUGUAUAUUACCAAAAUCCUUGCUAGAUCAGGAACAAAUUAUUUUAAAAACACUAAUUGGAUGAAGUUCUAUUAAUGCCUGGUUUCCUUCCAGCAUCCCCAGACACCUUAGUGGGACAAGCGUUGCUUUCAGGCUUCUGUCAUCUUAAUUUCAUCUAAAUCCAGGUAUUUUGGAAUGAUUUGGGACCUACCUUGCUGACAAAGGGAGGGGUGUGAUUUCCAUUAGGGGCAGUGACAGAAUUUCCCAAAGCUUGCAGGGUGGGCUGGGUGUGGGCAUUCAGCCCCCUCUGCUCUGGAAUUGCACCCUGUGCUGCAAAAUUAAUUUGUUUUUAAAUGUUUUUUUUCCUUUAUUGAUUUGCAGUUAAACAGUUACUUGUCCUCUGUACCAUCAGGGGCUUGGAUUUGUAAAUAUAGAGAGAGACGUGCGCGCGCACACACACACAGAGGUAGGAUUUUGGAAGUGCUGGCAGCCUGGGGGGGGCUGCACCUCUGGGACCCCCAGGGCUCCGUCCUCUUUGGUGCUGGGACACGAGUCCCGUGGGACACAAAACUGAGGGAAAAGGGACCCAGAACUUCCAUGGUUUUGGAUUAGUUGUGAAUAAUCGGAGAGAAUCUUGUAGUGAAUGUACAAUGUUUAGUUUACUUUGGCAGUCUCUGGUGUGACCUACAGUAAAACAGUCAAUGAAAUUUAAUUAAAUAAAUUUGAUCAUAAAA
Molecule: messenger RNA, 2442 nt
Organism: Calidris pugnax (ruff)
Lineage: Eukaryota; Metazoa; Chordata; Aves; Charadriiformes; Scolopacidae
Product: phosphatidylinositol transfer protein beta isoform-like
Exons: 7
Coding region: 1-495 (164 amino acids)
Biological process (GO): phospholipid transport
Cellular component (GO): cytoplasm
Molecular function (GO): phosphatidylcholine binding; phosphatidylcholine intramembrane carrier activity; phosphatidylinositol transfer activity
Source: RefSeq, a predicted model, not a curated record